Molecule: messenger RNA, 2155 nt
Organism: Salvia splendens (bonfire salvia)
Lineage: Eukaryota; Viridiplantae; Streptophyta; Magnoliopsida; Lamiales; Lamiaceae
Gene: UNE2
Product: Major facilitator superfamily protein
Exons: 3
Coding region: 188-1702 (504 amino acids)
Biological process (GO): transmembrane transport
Cellular component (GO): membrane
Molecular function (GO): transmembrane transporter activity
Source: RefSeq, a predicted model, not a curated record
UUCCCGCCUUUCGUCACUCCAUUUUGACUACCGACAACCAAUCCGCCACCGCACCGCCACCGCCUUCCACCGCUGCUUCUUCCACAAAUAACAAACUCCAAUUCAACGCAAUUACCAUAAGCAGACAAAUCUACAAGCAGAUCAUAAAAUAUCAAACCUAGAAGAAACAUCCCCAAAUUCGUGGAGGAUGAAGGCAGGAACUCUGACGCUUGUGCUGGUGAAUCUCGCCGGAAUAAUGGAAAGAGCUGACGAAUCGCUGUUACCAGGAGUCUACAAAGAGGUCGGGGAAGCUCUUCAUUCCGGCCCAACCGGCCUGGGCUUCCUCACUCUCUUCCGAUCGAUGGUGCAGGCAAUUUGCUACCCUGUCGCCGCUUACUUGGCGGCUCGGCAUAAUCGGGCCCACGUCAUCGCAUACGGCGCAUUCCUUUGGUCUUCCGCAACCUUCCUCGUCGCCUUCUCGUCCACCUUCUUUCAGGUAGCAGUAUCGAGAGCUUUGAACGGGAUUGGCCUUGCCAUUGUUGCACCGGCAAUUCAGUCCCUCGUUGCUGAUUCAACCGAUGAUUCUAGCCGUGGUACGGCUUUUGGGUGGCUUCAGCUCACCAGCAAUCUUGGUUCGGUUAUUGGUGGACUGCUCUCGUUAUUGAUAGCUCCAAUUACUUUGAUGGGAAUCCCUGGCUGGAGGAUUUCUUUUCACCUUGUUGGCAUAGCCAGCGUCAUUGUGGGUUUUCUAGUUUGGUUAUUCGCCAUUGACCCUCACUUUCCGAAAGGUGGCGCGAGCGCUAGUGAUCAAGCGCCCCGCAAGUCCUUCAAAUCGGAUGUGAAGGACCUUGCUCAGGAAGCCAAAUCAGUGAUCGGGAUCCCUUCCUUUCAAAUUAUAGUAGCUCAAGGUGUUAUGGGUUCGUUUCCCUGGUCAGCUUUGUCGUUUGCUCCGAUGUGGUUGGAACUAACUGGUUUCUCUCACGAGAAGACAGCUGCCCUCAUGGGCACAUUCAUCGUGGCAAACUCCCUUGGUGGCGUAUUCGGAGGCAUGAUGGGUGAUUUCUUAUCAAAGCGCCUCCCAGAUUCUGGCCGGAUAAUAUUGUCACAGAUAAGCUCGGGAUCUGGAAUCCCUCUCUCUGCAAUUGUUUUGCUAGCAGUGCCUAACAAUCCGUCUACUGUGCUCGUACAUGGUAUUGUCAUGUUUAUUACGGGUUUCUGCAUAUCUUGGAAUGCAGCUGCCACGAACAAUUCAAUUUUUGCAGAAAUAGUCCCAGAGAAAUCUCGAACAAGCAUCUACGCAUUAGACAGAUCCUUUGAGUCCGUAUUUUCAUCAUUCGCUCCUCCCACAGUCGGACUACUGGCUCAAUACGCCUAUGGAUAUAAGCCCAUCAUUCCAGAAGGUUCAGAUGGCAUCUCUACUGAUAGAGAAAACGCUGCAUCUUUGGCCAAGGCUCUUUUUGCUGCAAUAGCUCUCCCAAUGGCUUUGUGUUGCGUCAUAUACACUUUCCUGUAUCGAACUUACCCAAAAGACAGAGAUCGUGCCCGGUUGAAAGCUAUCAUGGAGUCGGAGAUUCAGCUGAUGGAUUCCGAAUCUUUACAAGCUGGAGGAGACCAUGUUCAGAUUGAAUCUGGUGAAACAAGGGAGCUCAAUCUUGAUGGAAAAAUCAUUCUGUUGCCUUUUGAAGACUACAGUGAUGAAAGAAGACUACUUGUUACCCAAUAAUACAUCGUUGUACAGGACCGCUCUCUCAUAUUGACUGUACAGAUAAAUUUGAUCCUCAAAGCGCUGGCAUCGUACGCGCACCAUCAACUGUUCCUGCAUUCGGCGGGUAAGUUCUUGCUUGACCACAUAACCGGUAUUUUAGCUUCGAUGCUCUUUAAUGUGAUGCCAAUGAAGAAACCUUAGUAAUGACUGGAAUAGCGAUGAAUCUGUGUUAUGAAUUUAAUUUUGUUACAUUUUAUCAGUGGCUCCUAACCGAGUUGGAUAAUGGUUGCGGGUAGAUUGGUCAAAACCAGUCCAAUCCAAUUUUUUAUCGGAUUGGGCUCGACUGGUAGUAUUUAGGUCCGUGUUCAAUCGGGAACCCUCUGUUCGACUUGAGCUGUCAAAACUGGUCUGGCUCGGUUUUGGAUGGGACUGGGAAAUUCUUGCGUUGAUUGAUGCAAAAUUCAAAGCUAA